Messenger RNA from Didymella exigua CBS 183.55, 582 nucleotides. RefSeq lists its product as uncharacterized. The coding region runs from base 1 to 582 and encodes 193 amino acids. The transcript has 2 exons. The record is from RefSeq and is a predicted model, not a curated record. NCBI's taxonomy places the organism in Eukaryota, Fungi, Ascomycota, Dothideomycetes, Pleosporales, Didymellaceae.
AUGGAUCCAGCCCCCACGGCUCCGCUCCCGGCUGCAGCGAUGUUCCUGGUGGAGCUAACCGCCACGCGCCAGGAGCCUCAACCUGGCGCGGCGAGACUCGCCGGUCGCUCGCGUCAAGGCUAUCAGAGGCUCGCCACCCAAUCGAACCUUCACGAUAAGCCGCUAGUCGAUUCUUUCAAGGCUGAAAAAAAUUCGAACCUUCCCUUGCAGAGGGAUGGAUUUGCGGCAGCGGAUGCGCCUUUCAAUUCCCCACCAAAAUUGUAUGCACCGGGUUACCGGCUUCCUGAUGUGGCGGCGCUGCAAAGCCUGCGCUAUGGACAGUUUGCGACACUGAACGCGCAAAUUUCCUCGGCCCCUUUCUCGAACGGACAGAGCUCGGAGGUGGGCGUCGUCACCGCUGAAAAAGCAUCAGCUGGAAACUGGAGAUUGGUAAUGGAUUCUGCGUCCACGUGGGCGGAGUCUUGUUGGAAUGGCACCGUUGUGCAUUCACAAUUGCCAGUGCGUCCAAAAUUAGCAGAUCUGAACCAAGGACGAUGGUCACCUGGACUCCCCCUAUACCUAGUAAAUUUCCGAAUUUGUUGA